Molecule: messenger RNA, 3536 nt
Organism: Aedes albopictus (Asian tiger mosquito)
Lineage: Eukaryota; Metazoa; Arthropoda; Insecta; Diptera; Culicidae
Exons: 7
Coding region: 1254-3413 (719 amino acids)
Biological process (GO): regulation of translation
Molecular function (GO): mRNA 3'-UTR binding; translation regulator activity
Source: RefSeq, a predicted model, not a curated record
UUGUUGUUUCCCGGCACGAUGACCGAUGGUCCGAUGAUGACGAUGACGGAUGGUGAGUGCGAGGAAAAGCGUUGUUCGAAUUGGAAAAUUCGCUCCCGCUCGCGCUCGCUCUCUCUCUCGCACACACCAUCAACUCGCGGAAAAUUCGUCUGUGUUUCACUGUUUUGCGGAUUGGAGCAGCACCAGCAGCAGCAGCAAAUUUUGCUCGGUCGUUUCGAGUUGCAUCCACAUCCAGAGGAGGAAACCUGUGAUAAUUUACGGUGUUUAUUCGCGGACGGAUUUCGGGAUUCGGAAACUCGGCGAAUUGUGCUCUCGGGUGUGCGUGCGUGGUGAUCUGAUUGCGGAUCUGUUCCCGGGAAUCGCGGGCGAGCACCGAUAUCCUUGCCUCGAUCGAAGUAGGCUGGAUAGAAGUGGUGGAAGUUUUCCCAGCGAGUGGUCGCCUACUAGGUUGCCAAGUCAAGCAGCUAGGCAAGGGGUGCCCCAACAGGAGCGCCACGGCCAGCAGUGGAACAGUGUGUUGUGCGAAGCUGUGCGCGAGUGUUGGUGAAAAGGUACGAGAUUUCCACAGAAACGGGGUUUUCCGGGGCUCCAGAAGAAGAAUCCUACCGUUUGUGGAAACAGGUGCUGAAACGCUUCAGUAGUUGAUCCGGAGAAGAAAAACAUCGGUGCUAGACGAACAGAACAAUCGGCGGGUGUGAAGAAGAACGGUGAAGCGCAGUGGAACAGUGCUAAACGCGUAGAAGCACGUUGACCGUGAGGAAGAAGGCUUUAAAGCUUCGGAAGAAGGUUCGAGUGGUGGUGCGGAGAGAUAUCGCUUUCGCCGAGAGCCAAAAUCGCUUUUUGUAACAUUUUAUAAGUGACCGUCGUCGUCGUCUCGAGUGGAAUCUGUGGUGCGAAGAAUCCGUUUUGUCGAAGUUAUCGAGAGUUUAGUUUUCUAAGAAAAGCACUUUUUAACGAGCAAACUUGAAUCUAGUUAAAGUUGAUGUCAGUGUCUAGCGAAUAAGAGAAUUUUAAUCUAGCUAAAAUAAGUUUAUUUUUCUACUCUAAAUAAAUCUAUGAAGUUUCUGCUAGUAAAACUGUUUAACAAAUAAUAAGUGAAACGUUUGAAAAGAUCGUAUCGGUGAAGAGUCUGUUUGUAUGCUGCAAUUGACCUGCAACUAGUUGAACUUGAAGAAGAAUCUCCGAGAAUCAAACUGACCGUUCAAGGGUUGGAAAUCGCGCGCGUGUGAAGGUGAAUUUGAACCGCUUCUUAAAUGGGUGAUUUCAUGUACGGAGGCUCGGUCCUGACGAAUGAUUCGUGUAUGUCCAGCCAAUCGCUGCUCGACACGUUGAGCAUUAACAAUCUGCUGAACAUCAAGCACCUAUCCAACGGAGCGGGCGGUGGUCUAAGUCCCUCGGCGUCGGAGCCCUCGUCGAACGUUGGCAAUUCCAGUGUGGACUCAAUCGUCGAUAACAACAACUCGUCGAACGGCGGCUGUAUAUCGGGAAAGAAGUCAUCUAUGUCCACGACGACAAGCAUGGCAUCAUCCGGAGGCAGCGGCGUUGAUGAGACCGGACUGUUGAUUGCCCAUUCGCAAAUCGCAUCCAGCAACUCGGCUGUCACCAUUCCAACCAUCACGACAGCCAUCUCGUCCGAAUGCUCACUGACAGCAUCCAGCGUCAACACUCUGUCACUCCAGUUGAACGCAGGCCAGUCCGAUGACGAUACAUCGACCUCCUCACUGCUGAACGGUGGAGGCUCCGGGACUUCACCAAUCGCUUCCCUCAACAGUCACAGCAACAAUAACAACAAUCCCAACGCCACCAACAACAAUCUCCUAAUGGAAAACUCCGAUCUACAUCUUCCCAGUGCUGCCGAAGAACUCAGUCUCAAGGCAGCCGAUCUGAGCUGCCUAAGCGUGACUUCCAGCCUCAUGAACGGCGGAUCCUCUUCGCACAUGAUUCUUCCUCCGAACGGCCUCAACUUCGGAACCGCUCCGGACCACAGCCCUUGGUCCACCAGCAUCGACGACCCGACCACCGCUGCCAGCUCCCAUCUCUCCAUCAACGGCCUCGGUGGAUUCCAGAACUACUCCAACAGCCACCUGUACAACGGUGCUGCCGUCGCAGCCGCAGCAGCCGCCGCCGCUGCCCAGCAACAACGCCGUGCCAUCACUGCUUCCCACGGAGGAUUCCCCCAUCACGGCCUCUCCCCCAACAACCCUCAAAAUCACAUGCUCCAACACCAUUCCUCAUCCAACCCCCAAUCCCAACCCCAACAAUCCCAGUACAAAAACUCCUACCCAACCUGGUCCAACCCUGCCCCGACCCCCUGGUCCCAACAACAACCACCCCAAAACCCCCAGAACCCCAUGAACUCCUGGAACCGUGGUCGCUCCGUUCCCAACAUGAACCUCGGCAACACCCUCUCGAACCCCCUCCACCCACGCAAACCCCACAACUCCCAACAGCAAUCCCUCUCGCCGUACUCCAACCACCUGCACCAGUCCGCACCGCAGCAACCGCACCUCCAGCAGUCCCUCGCCUCCAACCUGAUCAACUCGCCCUCCAAGUACCGUCGAAGCACUUCCUACCCGGCGGGCAAAUCCGGUCUACCCAGCGCCGGAAACGGCGCCGCUGGCGGCGGUGGUGGCCCCUUCGGUGCCGGUCCGCUCGAUUGCGUCCCGCCGCUGGACGACACCCGUGAUCCGUUCCUGUCGUCGUAUCAGGACCGCACCGGAUUAAACAAUGGAUUAGACAUGCGCUCGCUCGAGCACUGCCUCAGCGAUAUCAUGCGAAACGUUGGUGAAGCCUCCCAGCCGGACCAUUUGAAAGGAUUCCUUAACUGCAACACAAACACCCUACAGUCGUUAGCUCAACUACAUGGAAAACUUGACUUCCACGAAUUCAUACCAGGCAAACCGUUCUUUUCCGGACUGGACGAGCACAUUUCGGACGAUGCCGGAGGGUUUAUCGGCGGAGGUAACGGCGGCGGCGGCGGCGGCAUCGGUGGCAACAACCAUCACCAGCACUCGUCGUCGCACCUGCACCAGCAACAGCACCAUCAUCAUCACCAUCACCACCACCAGCUGACGGCACUCGGCGGAUCGCCGGCGCGCUCGUCGCCCCACUCGAAUGGGUCCGAAUCGACGGAACGGUUCAGCCGGAAGGUGUUCGUCGGCGGGCUGCCCCCGGACAUCGAUGAAGAGGAAAUCACCACGUCAUUCAACCAAUACGGAGCACUCGUCGUCGAUUGGCCCCACAAAGCCGAGUCCAAGUCGUACUUCCCGCCCAAAGGAUACGCGUUCCUGCUGUUUCAGGUAGGUGGUGGUGGUGGUAAUGGAAAGCCCCCAUGGCCGCAUUGCAUAGCACUGGGUCGUGAUUUCCCUGCGUUCUAUCCCGUCGUCCCGGCGAAUGAAAUGCGAUUUAUAUGAAACGGAAAUUGAAGCACUGAUAUACCGAGGCGCGGAUUACAGCUGGGAAUUUCUCGCUCUCCAUUCGGAAGGAUCGAAACGAUUCUAUUGAAAAUAACAAAUUUAUGGAUUGCUUGACGCCUU